CACCCACAAAAAUCAGAAGAAGAACAAUAGCAGAUCUGAUGUUGACCUCCUUAACAUUGAAGAUUGACUUCUUUGAAAACCGGCUCCUUCCUCUACUCCUAUUUCGGCUCAACAUAUUGGGGUUGGGUUAGAAGGGCAAUUUUGUCCUGUUUAUUUGAGACGGAUUGGGGUGGGUUUACGUUUCCUGUCAUUUAGUGUGCUUUUUGGGGAUGGGAGACCAUGCCUACGAUAGAAAGAGACAGAGAGAGACAGAGCGAGAGAGAUAGGGAGAGGGAGGAGUGGGGAUCUCAGCGCCAGAAAGAGGGCAGAGAGCAUGCUAUGCGUUUUUUGGGCUUAACGGGUUACCCCCACGCGGUUGGUGAGCAGAGGAGGUCUGAGGAAAGUAUGGGAGAGGAGAGGGUUUUCAGUUUUCUACUCUGAUUCAACAGAUUUCAUAAAUUUGGAUCGUUGGAGGAAGAAGUUGGUUCUAUACCGUUUUGAGAUUCAUGGAGAUAAUGUCGCUUCAUUCUCUAAGACCAUACCAGCCAGCAAACAAGCUCCAAAUCAGGGUUUACAGGAUGUGGAUCACAAAAACCAUCGAAGAUGAUCCUCAGCCACAGAGUCUUGAUUAUGUGUUUGUUGAUAAACAGGGGGAUGCAGUUCACGCAACUGUGAAUGCUCGAGACAUUCAAUUUUUUUUGGACCUUCUGAGAGUCGGCGAUGCAUACGAGAUCACUAAAGUUCGUGUUGUUCACAACAGGACAUCGAGCAAAGUUGUCCCUCAUCCUGCAGCGCUUGAAUUAAAUAGGAGAACCACAUUCGUUCCAAUUGACAAAACAAACCAGGAGAUCCCAAAGCAAUGGUUCAAUUUGAUUGACCUUGAUCAACUUCAUAAGAGAAUCAACAACGAUGUUGAGCUUACAGAUGUGUUUGGUUAUUUAACGGCUGUGCAGCCGAUUGAAGACGUGACUGUCCAAAAGUCAAGAAUUGCGAAGAAGAAGAAUCUUAACUUGCAAGAUAUCAGGGGCGAAACGAUUAGGAUCACCUUAUGGGGAGAAGCUGCAACAACUUUUGAGGACAGUGGAAUAAAAUCCCUUCCACCACCUAUCUUCGUUGUUGUAACAAGCCUCAAUGUCAAAGAAUACCAAGGAAACCCUGUUCUUGGAAACACUGGAUCAACUGUUUAUAUUUUCAAUCCAGAGAUUCCGCAGCUCACCCAAUACAAACAAAAACCGUGCUGUUGGUCCUAAUUUUGAGUCCAAAACAAUUGAUGAGCUCCUUCUACUUGAUCCUGCUUUACACAAAAAUGCAAGUUUUGCAUGCAAAGCGACUGUCGUUGUAUUUGAUUUGACUAGAGGUUGGUGGUACAAGUCGUGCCCAUUCUGCCAUAAAGCUGUAAAAAAAACUUCCGGAUCAUUUCAGUGCAAUGAACAUGGUUUAUUAAACAGGUUACCUGAACCAUGGUUCAAAAUCAAUAUUAUAGUGGAAGAUAGCACAAAUCAACACAACUUCCUCAUGUUAGGAAGGCAUGCUGAAAAGAUACUUCAUGUUUCUUGCCACACUAUGGUAAUAGAAGAUGGAUAUGACGAUCCCUUUAUCGUGCCACCGCCUCUAAAAAAAUUGGUGGGAGAGACAAAAAGAUUUUUGCUAUCUUUUGGCAAUCAAAACAGUGAUUUUCGGAAGACGGACUUUAUCAUUUAUGGAUUGCUUCAAGAUCAGCUGCCCUUAAACCCAGCGACUGCCUCAAUUGACCCGCAAACGCCUCCUGCCACUACAGGAAAACAAAUUAUAAGUGAAGCGACUCCCGCCCCAGUGAUGCCUUCCCUGCAAUCAGAUCGCCAUCCCCAAUCGGUUGCAUCUCCCAAAACUUCAAAGAGGGCAUUGUUCAUUGAUCAAGCAGACAAACCAGACAGCAAAAAAACUCGCACCGGGCAAACAGAGACAACCAAUUCUGCUAGAAUUGCCAGAGAAUUCCAUAAACUGGUUGUCCCUAAGAUUGAGCCUGCCGAUAAAGAACCGAUAGCUGCACUCAAAACAAAGUCUCAAGCCAAAAAAACCAAGGAUAGUACUGAAGAUGUUCGGCCACCAAAAAAAUGAAUGACUAUAGUCUUCGUUAUGAAUUGCUACAAAGUUGCUCUACAGUUUUUUGCCUUUAAAACAUGUGCAGCUGAAAACUUAGUUGUGGAAACAACAACAUAACAUUUUUUUGGGUUUUUUGUAACUGCUUAAACAGGUGCCUAGGCUGCAGGGUAUGUAUUUUGUCACCUUAACUAUAGGGGCAAAAUAUGUGUGGACUGCAUCUUCCUUUUGUAACUAAUGGAAAUAGGCAUGCUGCAUCUUUAUUCCUUUGAACAUUUGAGUUUCUUUUUUGUAACUACUUAAACAAGUGCCUAGAUUGCAGAGCAUGUAUUUUGUCACCAAAACUGUAGAGGCAAAAUAUGUGGACUGUAUCUUCCUUCCCUAACUUAUGGAAACAAGCACAUUACAUCUUUGUUGCUUUGAACAUAUAUGCUUGAAAGAUAAGCUGCCAAAACAAAAACAACCUACUUUUUCAC
This is a messenger RNA of Malus domestica (apple), 2534 nucleotides long. The record is from RefSeq and is a predicted model, not a curated record. NCBI's taxonomy places the organism in Eukaryota, Viridiplantae, Streptophyta, Magnoliopsida, Rosales, Rosaceae.